AGAAGAUUCAGGUUGAUGGUAGAUAUCAUAUUUAAUACCAACCUAACACCUUUUCUUCUUCUGACUUUUUCCUUAACACAGUUCACACUACGAGAAAAUCAAAGCAAGUCGUGACUUUUGAAAUGCACACCAUUUUUAGAAAGAGAGGCAAUAAUAUCACUACUAAAAAAACUUUGGAUUCUUGGUUAAGCCUCAACCUGUAAAAAUCAAGUAAAAGGUAUUUAAUGGUGGAGACGAAAAUUGGGCUGUGAUGGGUUUUAUGUGUCGUGGGCUCCGGUCAUGCCUUUCACGGCGCAAAAGGAAUGCAACGAUUGUGAUGAGAAGGCAUGAGCAUUAAAUACUGGCUGCAAAGGAAAAAAUCGAGCUUGACUUCAAAACUGAGCAAGAUGAUGAAAUGCAUUUGCUCAGGUGAGCAAAUGAGAGUGGAUGAAAUAAUCCCUUCAUCAGAAUCUCUGGCAACUCGGGACUAUUCGGCCAGUGGAUACUCUUCUCGAGCAGAAGGCACUGGUGAUAAUAAAGCCGACACAAGCAACAUAGAAGAGGCCGAGUCCUCACUUAGAGAGAGUGGCUAUUUGAAUUAUGAGGAAGCAAGAGCUUUAUUGGGAAGACUCGAAUAUCAGAAGGGUAAUGUGGAGGCUGCCCUUCGUGUUUUUGAAGGAAUAGACAUUUCAGCAGUGAUUCCCAGAAUAAAAGUAACUCUAGUCAGAAGGUCUGAGCUUACGAGACGUCAUUCUCAAAGUGAUAAUUUAGCUCCAAUGUCCAUGCAUGCAGUAAGUUUGCUGGUCGAAGCAAUUUUUCUCAAAGCAAAAUCACUACAGACCCUUGGGAGGUAUUCAGAAGCUGCUCAAUCCUGCAAAGUGAUACUCGACACUUUUGAAUCCGCUCUCCCAGAUGGGUUGACCCAAAAUUUAGCUUCUGACUGUAAAUUGCUCGAGACCUUAAACAAAGCAGUUGGACUACUCCCCGAGCUAUGGAAAAGCGCUUAUGCACCUCAAGAAGCAAUUCUGUCUUACCGUAGGGCGCUGCUCUAUCACUGGAAUCUGGACAUUGAAACCCGAACAAAAAUCGAAACAGAUUUCGCCAUUUUCCUUCUUUACAGUGGUAAUGAUGCAAAUCCUCCGAACCUCCGUUCGCAAUUAGAAAGCUCGUUCGUACCCAGAAACAACAUGGAGGAAGCUAUUCUUUUGCUAUUUCUCAUCCUCCAAAAAGUUGUCCUCGGUAAAAUCGAGUGGGACCCAUCUAUCAUGGACCAUCUCUGUUUUGCGCUGUCAAUGUCUGGCGAGUGCAAAUCUCUUGCGCGCCAAAUCGAAGAUCUGCCUCCGGAUGCUGUUGUAAGUAAAGAGAAGUACACAUCUUUAGCUUUGUGUUACUAUGCAGAGGGGGAUAGUGUGAGUGCUCUGAAUUUGCUGCGUAAUUUUCUGAACAAUCGAGAAAAUCAUAAUUCUGCGCUCGAAUUAUUGCUCACCUCGAAGAUUUGUACUGAGGGUUCUUGUUUUCUUGAAGAAGGCAUAGGAUAUAUUGACAGAUUUCUUCAAGAACCCGAAAGAUGUUGUGAAAAAACGAGUUCUGCGUGUUAUUUAUUAGGUCUGAACCUUUCAGCUCAAUCGAGAGGUGCUUGUUCAGAUGCACAGAGAAUAAAUAAACAAUCUGAAGCACUUAAAGCUCUUGAAAAAGCACACCGUGAGACUAGAGGAAAAAAAUCGAGCGUCUUGUUUGCGCUUAGUUUAGAAAAUGCCGAGCAGAGGAAAUUAGAGAGUGCUCUUCAUUACGCAAAGGAGAUGUUGAGAGUGGAAGGAGGUUCUAAUUUGAAGGGGUGGAUUCUUGUCGCUCGUAUUUUGUCGGCUCAAAAGAGAUAUUUUGAUGCCGAAAAUAUAAUCGACACUGCUUUGGAUGAGGCUGGAAAAUGGGACCAAGGAGAGUUGCUUCGUACAAAGGGUAAAUUACAGAUUGCGCAAGGGCGUUUAGGGGAUGCAGUUGAGACUUACACGAAACUUCUUGCUGUCCUUCAGGUGCAAAGAAAGAGCUUUGGGACCCACAGAAGGAUAUUGAAAGAAAGGCAAAAUAACAGAGCAAGUCUAGAAAUGGAAACGUGGCAUGAUCUAGCAAAUGUGUAUACGAGCUUAUCACAAUGGCGAGAUGCCGAGAUAUGCAUUUCGAAAUCCGAAGCCAUCAAUCCUCAUUCGGCUUCACGAUUACACGCAGCAGGAUUACUCCAUGAAGCCCAAGGGCAAAAUAAAGAGGCUCUAAACUCCUUCCAGAAAGCACUUGAUAUUGAACCCAAUCAUGUCCCGAGCUUGAUAUCAACUGCCACUAUCCUGCGGAAAAUCGGAGGGCAGUCAUUGCCUGUAAUCAAAAGCUUCCUGACAGAUGCAUUGCGUCUGGACAGAACAAACCCGAAAGCUUGGUACAACCUUGGACUGCUCUACAAAAACGACUCUAAUAUGGAUGCAGCUGAAUGUUUUGGGGCUGCAGCAUUGCUCCAAGAAUCCGAGCCAGUCGAGCCCUUCAGAUGAAAACACUUUUUGUUUUUUCGGUUGCUUUUAUGAAAACACUGAAUGUUGUUCAUAUGUUAUUUGAAGGCAGGUAAAGUUUUAAUUGUCAUUGUGCUGCAAAUGAAUGGCAAGAAUAUAAUUUGUAAAAAGAACCCCUAAAGUUUGAUCUAGUUAGAAGAUAACUCAAUCAUCUAUGAAAAUUAUAUAAGUAGUCCCAAAUAUCUGUGCAUCUGUUAGAUUGUCUGUCCAUUAUGAAUUGCGUGUCAAUAAGUGAUGAGCAAAUGGUGAAAAUUGUAAUACUGAGAGAACUGCAGAUUUAGCUAAAUUUCUG
Messenger RNA from Striga asiatica, 2823 nucleotides. Lineage: Eukaryota; Viridiplantae; Streptophyta; Magnoliopsida; Lamiales; Orobanchaceae. The record is from the annotation of a GenBank genome assembly.